AUGCAGGCUCCAACACUAACGCAGAAGUUCACGCAGGCAAGCCGCUGUGUUGUACAGAACUGUCAGGCGGCACCAGGGAGGAAGAGAACUCAAAACCCCCAACCGACCGCCCCGGGGCUGCUGCAUUUAUUAGGAAGUAGGGAUGGUCACACAUCCUGGCAGUGCCGGCGCGUCCUCCCGUUAGUCCCAGCACUUCCAGCCCGGCCGGAGCAGGGGAGGGGAACAGACACGCCCGGCACCGCCGGACUGGGGCCCGGCACCGCCGGACCGGAGCCGAACCAGCCCCUCUGCCUCCCCACGCCCGGACCUCGGCGGAGGACCCGGGGAGGGGGCGGGAUCCGCGCCCGCCGCGCUGCCCCUGCCCCGCCGGGGCGGAGCCGCCGCCGGGCGAGCGGCGCCUCUGACACCUCCCCGUGGGACGCCACCGGGACGCCACCGGAUGCGGCCGCCGCCGCCGCCCCGGCACAGCGAAACGCGAGCGGCGCCGGUGCCCGCCCCGCCCCGCCCCGCCCGCAGGGAAUUCUAACACACCACUUCUCAAAGCAACUGUGGAUGUUCCACCCUUGAAUGGGGAUGCCCCUCCAAGCUACUCCUCAAGGCUGAGCAGAAGAGAUUUGCC
Molecule: messenger RNA, 619 nt
Organism: Motacilla alba alba
Lineage: Eukaryota; Metazoa; Chordata; Aves; Passeriformes; Motacillidae
Product: translation initiation factor IF-2-like
Exons: 2
Coding region: 1-567 (188 amino acids)
Source: RefSeq, a predicted model, not a curated record